GUGCGCGCGUGUGCGUGCGCGUGCGCGCCUCCGUCCGUCCGUCUGUUUUUUGCGCGUCUCUCCGUUCGGCUGGGUGUCGUGUCGCGCGCGCGCUGUGAGUGUGUGUGAGUGUGUGUGAGUGUGUGAGGCGCUUCUGUUAGCAGUGAGAGACUGAGAGUCAUUAAAUAAAUGUAAUAAAAAGAAGAGGUCCUGAGAGAGCUGCAGCGGUGUGGAGUUUAUUCUGUCUGAGGGAAUGUUUCCUGUCACAACAUGCGACUUCUGCACGUCUGUCUGCUGUUUACCUUCAUCACAGGAUUUAACACAUCAGAGGAGGAUCCUGAUCCAUCUCAAAUUCCGUACACGGACUCCGACCGCGACCUCGCGUCUCCCUCUCGGGACCGCUCCACCGGCGUGACCCGCCUCCUGUACAUUUUUGGGCUCAGGAUUGCGCACACACUCUGGACUGCGAGUGUUCGUCAGGGCGGAGGGUACUCCGGAUCGGGCGAUAAGACCAGGCUCCCUUUUGUUCCACAGGAAAGCACACACAAUGGACAGGAAAAAGCUGGAAGCGUGAUCUCUGACCUCGCUUACACGGCUACGCACUCACUCACUGAUUCCAAGCUCUCGUUUACAGAAAAAGAACAAGAUUCGAGUCUCUCGAGUGCUGAAACACGAUGGCCGGGACUUUCUGUGAGCACGCUGACCACAGCGACGAGCGCAAAUUCAAAUACGGGAGCGAGCACGCUUCCGGAAAAAGCUCCACAUACUACAAAAAUAUACUCGGAUGCACAUAAUGACAGGGACGCGCCGUUAGUUCGCUCCGAUGCGCUCAAUGCACUUGCCUCAAAAAUCUUUCAUAGUGGUGACAUCACCGUGAUGUCAUCAGCAUCUACGGUCAGUCGACCUCAUUUAACUACUCUUGGAAAUGAAGCUUCAGUCACAGAACUCGAGACUUCUGAAUCGCAGCGUUUUCAUGAUGUCACUGACGGACGUGACGCGUCAGUGAUGUCAUCAUCGCACACAGCCAAUGAGGGAAGAAAUGCGGUUCGUCAUUCGAGCGAAACAUUCACGACUAAUCGCUUUCCUCAUCCUAAUCAUAUGAACCAAAACAACGCAGAUUUGUCCGUCACUGAUGAAUCGAACUUUCCAAGUGACUCGGUGUCAGAGCUCGAGGUCUCCAAGUUCAGCAGUGUCACGUAUAUAAGCGGCGGCGCGAUGAGGUCAUCAGCAAACACGGACACGUCGGAGAUAGAGGCGAGCCGAACGAAUCGCUUACCCCGAUCGACUCAUAUCAAUGAAAAUGUUUCUAUUCAUACACACUCGUCGCUGGUUGAUGAUUCAAACACCGUGACUGACACUCCCAUCUCUUCAGUUUCACAUCGUCAGAUUGAUGCGUCAACGCUUUCAGAUAGUCACGUAGACGCUUCGGAAAAUACUGCAAACAGGAAAAGGACAGAGUAUUACUCAUACACUCCGUAUUACACCAGUUCCCCCAACACUGACUCGACACCACCUGAGUCAGCUACCACACAGGCUUCACACACCAUCCACAGUGAACACACUGCAGUCCCUGAGCAAACUACUGAGCAACAGAUGAGUGACGCUAACACGCAGCACACGUCUUCUGAAAUUCUUCCUACGCAGUCGGAUUGGAGUUCUGUUCCAUCAACGAGACAGGACUUCACCUCUGCAUCAGCCUCGUAUUCAGCAAACACACUCGGUCAGGGUGAUCCGAUGAACGCUACCACGCUUCCGACUAGCUUCCUAACGUCUCUUAUCACCACCCAGCGAAAUGAUCCUACCACGACGCUCGAGGCUCCAUAUGACACAACGGAAACAAAAUCUAGCACUGGCACUGAAAUACAGACGCAAAAAGAUAACGAUAACGAGAUAAUAACUAUAACAUCAGAGUCAAAUAAUCCGUCUCACGUGACGACUCUUAGCGCUGAAUCUAGACCGACGACCGUCACACACUACACUUCAUCGACUUCCAGGAACGAUCCCGCGACACCUACGACUCCGAAUCCUGCUGUUACACCACCGUCACGUCUCACAUCUCCGUCGACACACACACUCGACGCCGUUACCACCAGCACACCACCGGCAAACCUUCACACCAGUCAGACGGGUCGCCAUAUAACGACGACCCGAUGGGCUGAGACACGAAUCCCAAACCUCCUCACUACAAGCAGAAACACGCCGAUCGUCCAGCGGCACAAUACUACAGCAACAACAGCAACAACAACAACAACAACAACAUCAGCAACAACAACAACAGCAUCAGCAACAACAACAACAGCAUCAGCAACAGCAACAACAACAACAGCAUCAGCAACGACAACAACAGCAUCAGCAACAACAACAUCAACAGCAUCAGCAACAACAACAUCAACAGCAUCAACAGCAGCAACAUCAACAACAGCAUCAGCAACAACAAUAACAACAACAUCAACAGCAUCAACAGCAGCAACAUCAACAGCAGCAUCAACCACAACAACACAGCAAGCACACACAAACACUCGCUCUCAGCCUGGAACACACACACCUUUAACACCUGGAACCACUCAAACGUCUUCGCGCCGCACCUUCGCUACGAAAACCGACAAAGACUGGUCACACAAGGGGCGGGUCUUCAUCACGGAGGACCAACCAGCAAACAUCAGUGUGGAAACAUUCCAAGUGCUGCUGCAGGUGAUACUGGAGGAAAACUCGCCCCCGUACGCAGGACUCGUGGAGGUGGAACCAUUUUUACAAAAUGUGGCAGGAUACCAAGGCCAGCAUGUUACCUGGCUCAGCGGUCCAGUUCUGCAGUCCGUGGUCACGUUCAGGACAGCGGAGGCGGUCUCGUGGCUCGGGAGGGCGGAGUCUCUCUUACAAGAGGCAGGGCUGAGACCGCUUCCAGCACGGGGGGUUUUUGUGAGCGGUGUCCGGGUGAAAAACAUCACAGUGGGAGGUCUGCACAGUGAUGUGUGUUCUUGGUUGUUUUCUUGUCCGUCCGACUUCUACUGCGUCUCUUUCGAGAGGAACGUCACCUGUAGAUCCGUCUGCCACUCCGAGUACUGCAAGAACCACGGCAUCUGUGUCCAUCGGUCCGGACAGCACCCAGUCUGCCAGUGUCCUGUGGGUGAGGAUUUCUGGUUCAUGGGUCAGCGCUGUGACCUCCGCAUGACGCAGCAGAGAUUAGCCGGUGUGUGUUUUGGUGUUUUGGCCGCCAUAGCAGCGCUGAUGGGGCUCCUGGCUUAUCUAGCUGUACAGCGCUUUAAGAAAAUGCUUAUUCAGGCCAAAGCAGAGCAGACACAGAGCAGUUACCGCAGGUUUAACCACUUCGAUGAGCUGUCAGCUCGUUUUUGGAGAAGAUCCUGGCCCGGCUCGGAGGACUCUCUGGACAACACCGCGUUCAGCCGCUCUGAUGAGUUACUGCACAUGAGAGCGCUGGACCGCGCCUGCUGUUACCAUGACGACACACUCUCCAUCGCCUCCACCUACCCAGAUAGUGUUACACACCUCAACACGGUGUAUCCUCACAGCUCUCAGUAUCAUUGGGACAUGAGCAUGUGCAGCCUAGCGGACGGCGUGAUCGAUUCAGGAAAGGCGAGUGACCUGUCCGUGUGCAGCUGGCCGAUCGAACCCAUCCAGUGGACGCCUUUCCCUUUACUACAGCAGCUCAGAAAUACAAACACGGUGAAACCCUCUCGUCCUCGGUCGUACUGCGAGGGCAUGGAGCUGGUGGGUCUGGAGAAGAGCCGGACGGCGUAGCGAGGGAUUAGUGAAGGUCGUAACACACACUCAGGACUCAGGACACUCGGUGCGGAUGCAGUUACUUUACUUGAAAUGGUAGAAGCGACGCGUGUAACGCAACACGGAGUAUUUCUAUGGGAGACGCUCUUUCUUUAUGAAAGAUUAUUGUGGUGUUUUUUUGACAUAAUUUGAAUUAAACAUUACUCUUUAUAGA
Molecule: messenger RNA, 3931 nt
Organism: Pangasianodon hypophthalmus (striped catfish)
Lineage: Eukaryota; Metazoa; Chordata; Actinopteri; Siluriformes; Pangasiidae
Product: mucin-5AC
Exons: 11
Coding region: 250-3735 (1161 amino acids)
Source: RefSeq, a predicted model, not a curated record